UUCGGGUGUGGGCGGAGGAUAAAUGACGGCAGGCAGUGAAGGCAGGCAGCAGAAGGAGUAACAGCUUUAGCUAUGAGGCUGCUAUUGAAAGUUGUUGAGAGUUGCGGUGACGUGAAGUAGUGUGCGCCGUGUCGAGAAUGAACGAGCAAGGGGAGAGGUGAAUGUAGGCAGGGGAGCUGGAAGACCCAACAGCAGAUCAUGUGGGUUACAGAAAGCAUUUAACGGAAACUACAAUCGCGACUGCUGAUCAUUCCUGCGCUCAAACAGAACCCACGGUUAACGGGCAUAAAGAGUGAAAGAGAGAGAGAGAGAGAGAGAGAGAGAGAGAGAGAGAGAGAGAGAGAGAGAGAGAGAGAGAGAGAGAGAGAGAGAGAGAGAGAGAGAGAGAGAGGACAGCCUGUUGAAGGGCACAGGAGAGUUUUACUCUACCGAAUAACAGUUGAAGAACGAAAACAAGAAGCGACAGGAAGAGAGCGACACACAAGAAAACGAAAAAGGAGCAACAAACACACAGCAAAGACUACUUCCGAGAAGGAAACGAGUUCAAGAGAGAGCUUACACACUUAAGCCGUGGUGGAGGACAAGCCUGGGGAACCAAGAGGCGGAGGAGGUGGUGUUGGGUGGAAGAGGUAGUGGAGGAGAAGUCACAAAGCGAACUUUAAAGAAAAAAAAGAGUGCAAGUUGGUUCUAGAUAACGCAACGGUAUUGUAAAAUAACGCUGAGCGGAGGCAGAGAGAGGAAGUCUUUAGGGUCAUCGAGUCUCAGGAGGGGGAAGGAAUGCUGCUGAAGAUGCUGAUGCCGUUCUCCUUGAGGACUCUGUUCUCCUUGAUGAUCACCCUUCUCAUCUUUGGAACCGUGUUUACUACCCUCGUCUCGUACGUUUUCAGAAACAGCGAUGGAAAACAUGUGAGUCCUUUACGUACCCCUCCGAAAAUCCCGCUCUCCACUCCACCAUGUGACCGGUGCAGGGGAUCACUUAUCGAGAAUGUGAUGACACGAUAUUCUCAGACAUGGAAAAAGCAGCAAGAAAACUCUACAAAGUUCAGAGAUCUGCUGAGACGCACAUGCCAUGGUUUUAACAAGGCCCUUGUCUCACAAGAUAAUACCCCGGUGGGUGCCCAGAUUGUAUAUGAUGGCGAGAAGAGAAAACCAUUGACAGUGACAUCAGCCUUUUUCCACACCUUUGCAAAGAGUAAUCCAUUCAGAAACAAAACCUGGGAUACCUGCUCUGUUGUUGGCAAUGGAGGGAUUUUGUCCAACAGCACCUGUGGUGAGAGGAUAGAUUCCGCCCAGUUCGUCAUCAGGUGUAACCUACCUCCUGUGGAGAACAGCCAUCUCAAGGAUGUAGGCAAAAAGACAAACCUUGUGACGGCAAAUCCAAGCAUCUUGCUUGAGAAAUUUAGGGGUCUACAGGAGCACAGACGUCCCUUCAUGGAGAGCAUGCAUCGCUACAAUGACUCUCUGAUGCUCCUGCCGGCAUUCUCAUACUCCCGCAACACUGCAGUGUCCCUUCGUGCGCUCUACACCAUCGAGGACUUUGAGAGCCCAAUCAGGCCGGUGUUCCUCAACCCAGAGUACGUUCGGAACCUGCACAGCUUCUGGCGCUCCAAAGGCCUCCGGAGCAUGCGUCUGAGCUCUGGCUUGAUGGUGGCCAGCCUGGCGCUGGAACUUUGCACCAAUGUACACCUAUAUGGGUUCUGGCCCUUUGACCAACACCCGCUAUUACACCAACCACUCAAUAACCACUACUAUGACAACAGAAAGAGUAAGAAGAAGGUUCAUGCAAUGCCUGCCGAGUUUGACUAUUUGUUGAGGUUACAUGAGCAGGGUGUACUGAAAAUACACCUGGGGGAUUGUCGGCCAUCCAGCCGGUAGGCAGCCCUGCAACUGAAUACACUGGAUCAUGUUCUUGUCUUUAGCUGAUGUCUUGACUCUAUUAUUCUCAAAGAUUGCAAUAUGUGUGGUGAAAACAGUGAGGCAUGAUGUUUAAUUUAAUUUAUUUAUUCUGUAUCGAUGCAAAGCCACCACAAAUAUAUGAUACGAUAAACUUGGAAUGCAAUGCACUGAACAUGCACUGUUUGCACAGAUGAAAUUAUACAAAAGUAGUUUUUUUUCUAUUAACAUUAUGCAUAGUAAUGAUUUUAAACUAUAUAUUUAUAUAGAAAUUGGUGAUAAUAAAAUAUGUAUAUAUAUAUAUAUAUAUAUAUAUAUAUAUAACUAUAAUUUUUUAUUAAUUUGACUUCUUGGAUGGAGAUUGUUUAGAUUUGGUAAAUAUGAAGCCAUUUUAGUGCCUUAUGUAAACAAUGUAUUUUUCUUUUAACUGAAUUAACUGAACUGAUUUUGACUAUAUCAACAAAAUAUUGAUUUUGUCUAUCACAUGAGUAGAAAAAUAUACAAUUGAAUACAUAGGUGUUCAAAACACAAAUUUUUAAUAUGUUGUUUAUGUUAAACAUACAGUUUGAUUUCCUGUAUGAAAGGACACAUUUUUCCCUACGAAAUUCUGAAAAAUAAACUAUAUAUUUACUGAAUUGAUCCAUCUUGAACUGAAGGUAAUGCUAAAUAACAUAGAUGCAAAUGAAAUGGAACCAGCCGGCCAACAUAGGCUGAAGAUUCACUCAUAAAUGUUCACAAUUUUUUUUGCCAUGAUCAAUAUUCCCUUCAAAUGAUAGCCUUGGUAACAAUAAACAAAGUAAAAUGUGUGAAAAUAAAAUAUCUAUAUAUGUAUGUACAGUAUAUAUAUACACAGUAUAUGGUUUUUAUCAGUGAGAUAUUCAUGGAGAAUAUAUUUUGUAUUUAUGACAUUGAAUUUUAUUGUUGCAGAAACAGUUUUUGUGAGUCUCAAACAGAUUUUUAUAGUGAUACUUACUGAAGUCAUGUUCUUACUGAGAUCAAUAAGAAUUACAAGUGAUGUUUAAAAAAAAAUCAUUGAAGACUUUUGCAGCCAAUAUUGACAUUGUGUCAAUGAAUAUGAACUCAAUUUUCUAAGACAUUGGUGAUAAAAAAAAAAUACAAAGCUGAUGAGUA
Messenger RNA from Gadus macrocephalus (Pacific cod), 3024 nucleotides. It is a transcript of the gene st8sia6, whose product is annotated as ST8 alpha-N-acetyl-neuraminide alpha-2,8-sialyltransferase 6. Gene Ontology annotation, molecular function: alpha-N-acetylneuraminate alpha-2,8-sialyltransferase activity. Gene Ontology annotation, biological process: N-glycan processing; oligosaccharide metabolic process. The record is from RefSeq and is a predicted model, not a curated record. NCBI's taxonomy places the organism in Eukaryota, Metazoa, Chordata, Actinopteri, Gadiformes, Gadidae. The coding region runs from base 778 to 1875 and encodes 365 amino acids. The transcript is spliced from 7 exons.